AUGGCGCCGACAGCCACAGGCAGCACUCCCGCCACGGGCACAUCCGCCACCACGGCUGCCACUGGCACCGCCCCUGCGGCUGCCUCGUCGUCCACCGCUACCCAGCCAGGCAGUCUUGAGGAAGCAACGCAACGCUACCAAGCCACCAAGCUCGCGCUCCGCACGGGCCUGGCCAACAAACGCAUCAUCGACCGUGCGCUCGUUGACCUCGAAUCGCAGAUCUACCUCUUCGAAGGCUCGUACCUCCAGUCCACCGCCUCGUCGGGUGGAAACAUUGUCAAAGGCUUCGACUCGUACCUGAAAAACUCGUCCACGUCCACCGGCAGCGCCAGGGGCAGCACCAGCAAUACCGCUGCGCUGAGCGAGAUCCCGAUCGAAGACCGAAUCUUCUCGCUCUCCUCCGCGACGUAUCAGAAGAGUCUCGAGCUGAAAGCCAACGAGGGGCUGGCAGAUCAGGAGGAGCGCGAGUCGAGUGCCUCCCACACGCCCAAAGCGAGCAAAACGGGCGAUGCGGACUCCACACCCAUGGGCAGCAAGAAGAAGAAGGACAAGGACGCUCCAACUGCAUCCGCCACCCCAGCGGGCAAAGACCUGCCUAAAAAGAAAAAGGACAAAGACACAGACGCUCCCCUAAAACACAAGGACAAAGAACGCAGCUCCACGCCCAACCUCAAAGGCUCCGGUGGCGGCAAGAACUCCGAGGCCGCAAGUGCAGCUGCCACCCCCACCAAGGGUGUCGGCGGUGGUGGUAGUGGUGGGGGGAAAGCGGGUGCCGGAGGUACAGCGACAAAGCUGAAACGCAAGCUCACCGAGGGAGGGAGUGGCAGUGGAGCGGGCACGCCCAGUGGCAAGGCGCACAAGAGGAAGAAGGAGGAUGAUUAA
This is a messenger RNA of Sporisorium graminicola, 882 nucleotides long. RefSeq lists its product as uncharacterized. The transcript has a single exon. Lineage: Eukaryota; Fungi; Basidiomycota; Ustilaginomycetes; Ustilaginales; Ustilaginaceae. The coding region runs from base 1 to 882 and encodes 293 amino acids. Gene Ontology annotation, cellular component: NuA4 histone acetyltransferase complex. The record is from RefSeq and is a predicted model, not a curated record.